AUGAUUCCAUUUGUCUUAUUUGUGUGUUUAACAAAUGUACCCAAUGUGCCAUCAUCGAACAUGAACAAUUCAUCAUUUUCGGCUAAUAAUACUAAUAAUCACGAUGAUAAAAAAGAUACUCCACAAGAAAAUAUCAAAGAUAUCCUCAAUGUUAUUUUGAAUUGCAAUGAAAACGAAGAUGAUGAUGAAUUAACACCUAGGAAUGGCAGUGAAUUAGAGGCCUUAUCAGAAUAUGAGUCCAUUUCAAAUUCAAGCAAACGACCUGUUGAUUCUGAAUCAGCAAGUAUCUUUCCGGCCAGUACCAAUUCUAAUUCACAACUCAAUCUUCGUAUUAUUGAUUUUAAUGAUUUACACAUAGGAGAUAUGAUUGGAGUUGGCGGUUUUGGUCAUGUCUUUCAUGGUAAAUUCGGUAAUAUUGAUGUAGCCAUAAAAACAGCAAAAUCUUUAGCAUCCUUUUGUUCUAUACAAACAACACCAGCAUGUGACGAUACAUCAGAUGCUGUAAAAAAAACACUUAUCGAUAGUCUUCUACGUGAAGCACGACUUUUCUCUAAUCUUAAACAUCGAAAUAUUAUUCAACUGUUUGGUGUUAGUCCUUCGUUAUCAACAAAAAAUCUUUAUCUUGUUAUGGAAUAUGCUUAUGGUGGCGCAUUAAAUUAUCUUUUACGAAGACGUCAAUUAGGACUCUAUCCAAAUGUAUUUAUUGAAUAUGCUAAACAAAUAGCUGAUGGGAUGAAAUAUUUACAUGAAGAAGCUUGUGAACAUAUCAUACAUCGUGAUUUAAAAUGUUCAAAUAUUCUUAUUUUUGAACAUAUUAAUGAUGUUCAUAAUGAGAAUGAUCUUUUACAGAAAACAUUAAAAAUAACUGAUUUUGGACUUGCUCGAAAACAAUUACAAUCAUCAAGUGUGUCCACUGCUGGAACAUUUGCUUGGAUGAGUCCUGAAUGUAUUCGUAAUACAGAAUUUUCAACAAAAUCAGAUGUUUGGAGUUUUGGUGUUCUUCUUUGGGAAUGUUUAACAGGUGAAGUACCUUAUAAAGGUUUUGACCAAAUGCAAGUUGCAUUCGGAAUUGCAACUAAUAAAUAUUCUCUUCCAAUUCCAAGUACAUGUCCAGAAGAAUUUUCACAACUGAUGACAAAUUGUUGGAAAGUUUCUCCACACGACCGACCCACAUUUAGUGAGUUACUUGAACAGAUCAAUGCAAUUAUUGAAAUAAACUAUAUGACAAAUGGAGUAAAUCAUAUGGAACCGAAUGAAGAAUCAUAUCAAUCAUUACAAAAAGAUUGGCGUGAAGAAAUUCAAGAUAUGUUUAAAGAAUUGAAAGAUAAAGAACAAGAAAUUCGUGAUCGCGAACAAGCCAUUCAUCAACGUUUAGUAGAACAAAACAAUCAACGUUUACAAUUAGAAAAAUGGGAACACGAAUUAUACCAACGUGAAAUGCAUAUUGUUGAAUUGGAAUUACAGUUAUUAAUUGCAAAAAAUAAUCAACAACGUACGCAACAUCAUACACCUAAAACAUCAAAUAAAUCCGGAGGCUUUUUUCGCUCAAUUCUUAACGGAAAUUCUAGUCAAUCAUCCGGUAAUAAUACAUCAAUCAGUAGUCCAACAAAUUUUCGUCAUUUAAUAUCUGUAUGCUACAAUCAACCGAUAACUGAUCAAACUUUCUCACCAAAUAACUCUGCAAUAUCUCCAUCAUUCUCCUCAUCUAUAUCAUGUCAAAUGCCGCCGAACUCAGCAAUUAAAUCAUCGAUUCCUGAAUUUAAUCGUUCCAUUUCAAGUAAUAGUACACCAACAACACCCAAUAUGAGUCGACUUCGCACAUUGACUUUUAAUCAUUUGGUUGAUGGAUCUAAUCCACCAACAUCUCCUGAGAAACCUCCACGUUCAAUUAGCCAAUCAAAGUCUUCGGGACGCAAAUCUAAAUCAUCAUCAUUAUCGGCUAUAAAACGAAAAUACGGAAAAGCACAUUCACAGAAUGGUGAUCCAGAAUGGUAUUUAGAAAAUUUAUCAAGAGCAAAUACAAAUAAUAAUAAUAACAACAAUAAUGAUAAUAAUACGGCCAUAUCAAGCGCCAUGUCAACUCCAACUAUUGAUCGACCAAGUCAAAAAUUAGUUUCGGGAAGUACCGUUGAAUUAAUUGAUUCAUCUUCAUCUUCGUUAUGUUCAACGCCCAACGAUCGCUCAUUAGCACGUGCUUUCUUAGAUAUAAAUUCUAUGUUAGUUGCUGUUGGACUUGGUCGUCGCAUACCUAUUCAAGUUGAUCCAUCUUCCAUUCGACCAAUACAACAUCCAUCGCUUGUCCUUCAUUCAUCAAAUGAAACAGUAACAAUAAGACAUCCUACAGAAACGAACACGCCAUCAGCUGAAACACUACAAGCUAAUGAACUUUUAAAUGUAGAUUAUCGAUCGGAACCUUUUAUUUCACCCAUUCGGCCUAAUUCACUUGUUCUAACUGCAUCACAAAGUUCUAGUCAAAAAAGUCAAAUUUUACGACCGCCAUCAAUAGAAAAUCAGCACAUGACUGAUGAUGAAAAUGAAAAAUACUAUUCAGCACAAUCAUCAAAAAUAUCAACACCGAUGAUAAAUUCAAUGGAUUUAGCAACUUAUAAAGCAAAUUUCGAAGAUAAACUUAAAUUAUCAUCAUUACUUGAUAUUGAUAAAAGUGAAGAACAGAAAAAACAUCAAACAAAAUCAUCUACACCUAAAAAUGAGACUCAUAAAAUUUUUCAUCAUUUUCAUCAUGUUCUUAAAAACGAUUUUCUUCAUUAA
Molecule: messenger RNA, 2769 nt
Organism: Rotaria socialis
Lineage: Eukaryota; Metazoa; Rotifera; Eurotatoria; Philodinida; Philodinidae
Source: the annotation of a GenBank genome assembly